UUUAUAACCAUCGGUCCCAAAUUUGGUUAACGCGUUCUUUUGGAUUCAUUAUUAUUAUUUUAAAAUUUUCUUAAAAUGUAAAAACUACUUGCAUUUUUAAAGUUUUAUUUUCUUUUAUUGGGCGGAAGUUGGUCCGCGGCAUUAGCCUUCCCACAGGAACUGGGAACGCGGACGUUUAGACCGCUCCCGUUCGGAUCAAGCCCUACUUCUGCAGAGCUUCCGGUUGGAUCCAGGUUUCUAGCUCCAAUCAAAGCCGCCCAACAUGGGGUUGUUGUCUGACCCUAACAGAAGACGGGCUUUGAUCAGCCUGUUGACCCGCCUCAACGCUCCAAUCUGUGUACUGUGCUACUUUGCUGCUGUGUGUUGGUUCAUGGGGUUGUCAUUCGAGCCUUUCACCUUGCGAACCUACAUGUCAGAGAAUGCCAUGGGAUCCACCAUGGUGGAGGAGCGCUUCCCUGCAGGGGAACGUGCUCUGGCCACAGCCAAAGAGUUUGGUGCUCACAAGAAGAAAGUUGGUGGGAUGCCAGUGGACUGGCUAGUGAAAACCAUGCAAGCUAGAGGGUUGGAGGUGUUCACACAGAGAUUCUCUCGUACACUACCCUUCCCUGAUGAAAACAAUGAAAGAUAUAUUGUGGAAGGUACAAAUGUUUAUGGGAUCCUUCGAGCACCUAGAGCUCCCCGAACUGAAGCGCUGGUUCUCAGUGCUCCCUGUAGCCCUGGCGAUGACAACAACCAGGCUGUGGGACUGCUGCUUGGCUUGGCUCAUUACUUCCGAAAUCAAGUUUUCUGGGCCAAGGACAUCAUCUUUCUUGUGAACGAGCACGACCUGAUUGGAAUGCAGGCCUGGCUGGAGGGCUACCACCACACCAACACCACAGGAAUGGACUGGUCUCCCUUGCAAGGCCGUGGCGGUUCAAUCCAGGCGGCGCUGUCCCUGGAGCUCAGCAGUGAUGUCGUCACCAGUUUGGACAUAGUACUGGAAGGCCUCAAUGGCCAGUUACCCAACCUGGAUUUAGCAAAUCUCUUCUAUGCCUUUUGUCAGAAGAUCGGAGUCCUGUGCACCAUUCAGGGCAGGAUUCAGAGGAACGACUGGGACAGCGUGUCAGGCUACAGCCAUGCAGUCCAGACCAUGAUGCUUAUGGUGAUGAAGCAGGCCAGUGGGCGAUCCUGGGGAGAUCACGGACUAUUUCUGCGCUACCACAUAGAGGCCGCCACCAUCAAGGGCAUCAACAGCUUCCGACAGUACAAGACCGAUGCCACCACCGUUGGCCGAUUGCUGGAAGGGAUGUAUCGUAAGCUGAACAACCUCCUGGAGCGUCUUCACCAGUCAUAUUUCUUCUAUCUCAUGCCGUCGCUGUCCCACUUUGUCUCUAUCGGAUACUACAUGCCAGCCUUUGGCCUCCUUGCUGUUAUUUUACUACUUCGCGCUUUAGACCUGUGGGUUCAGCUUGCGACUCCACCGUCUAGAAAUGAGGAUGGUGUUGCUGAUAUAGAACAGUCCAGUACGGGGGUGCUGUCGGUGUUGACUCCUCUGGUCAUCAGCCACCUGACAGGAGCAGCUUUGUACAUGCUGCCUGUUCGUUUCCAGGAGAUGGCGGUUGAACACUUCCAGGUUUCUGAAACGGAAGCCGUUGUCCUGACAGCCAUUGCUGUUUACACAGGCGGCCUGGCUUUGCCUCAUAACACACACAGGCUGAUUUCUGGUGAGGGGACAGAGCAGGGCUGGAGGGUGCUGAAGCUCGUCGCCGUGUUGUACCUGGCUGUUCUGCUGGGAUGCACCGCUCUCAUCAACUUCUCCCUGGGCUUCAUCCUGGCUCUCACCCUGGUGCCUGUGGCUUCUUUUGUCACACCACAUGUCCCUAAGCUUCUUUCAGCUGUCGUCCUGGUGAUCCUCAGCCCAGCCUUCACUCUGCUGUUCUCCGUCUUUAUCUUCCAAGAGCUCCAGGAAAUGCCUGUUAGCUUUCAAGAUGGCUGGAUGCUGUACCUUUCAGUCAUUUCACAGGGCAUUUUAGACCACUACUUGUAUGGGUCUCUGGUCUACCCACUCAUUGCCUUGAUGGUCUAUCCCUGUUGGCUGCUUUUUUGGAACAUCCUCUUCUGGAAGUAGCCUGCUGGCCUACCGAAGAUUUCCGUGCAUCCAUAUUCUGAGAUAAUCUCAGGUUGAAUUGUUUUGGAGGAAUGUGAAGAACUAACACUUAAUUCACUGUAAAGUGAAAAGAAAAACAAACUUUUUUUCUUUUUAGGGAGGAUUGUCUUUUCUUUGCACAUUUUUUUGGUUCUCCAAACACUGGAGUUAAAUUUUUUUAAUGGUUACAACUCAACAGAAAUAAAUUGAUUUAUAUGUUUUGUGACUUUUAAAACAAUGUAAUGGGAAUGGGGAGAUAUUAAUGUAAAGAAAAUGUAAACUGUUGGGAAAACGGUAUUUUGUUGAAGUUUUUCUCUUAAAUUUUUGGUACUUAACACAUACAGCACUGUUUUAAUUUUUAAAUUAUAUUUAUCAAACUGGAUGGUAACAAGAAGAAAGUUUAACAUGGCCUGUUUUUUUUAAUUAUAAAAAUAUGUCAGUAUAUCUACAUCCGUCAGUCAGCCAUUAAACACUUCAUAUAUUUUUGUA
This is a messenger RNA of Nothobranchius furzeri (turquoise killifish), 2614 nucleotides long. It is a transcript of the gene gpaa1, whose product is annotated as glycosylphosphatidylinositol anchor attachment 1. Lineage: Eukaryota; Metazoa; Chordata; Actinopteri; Cyprinodontiformes; Nothobranchiidae. The record is from RefSeq and is a predicted model, not a curated record. Gene Ontology annotation, biological process: attachment of GPI anchor to protein. Gene Ontology annotation, cellular component: GPI-anchor transamidase complex; membrane.